Molecule: messenger RNA, 1093 nt
Organism: Sorghum bicolor (sorghum)
Lineage: Eukaryota; Viridiplantae; Streptophyta; Magnoliopsida; Poales; Poaceae
Product: mucin-7-like
Exons: 5
Coding region: 63-866 (267 amino acids)
Source: RefSeq, a predicted model, not a curated record
UAUCCGAAGCGGGUAUAGGGAGCGGACACACGAAGCCCGGCGGCGCCGCUCAACCCGCUGCGAUGCGUCCAACCGCGCCGCUGCCGACGCCACAGGCGACUCGGCCGUCGCCGGCGCAACCUCCAUGGGCGGCUCAUCCCCUGUUGCGGCCAUUGCCACGGGCGACUUCGGUACUGCAGCCAUCUCCCCCUGCCGGGAGUGCCCGACACCCCAGCGCCAUUGGGCUCCUUGCCGACGAUGAGCACCCAGGCCAAUACGCUGUGGUUGUAUCUCGCCUACAUCCGGAACACUCUGCUUCUAGUGUUCCCAGUUCAUCACGAGCCGGCAAGCCUAGUGCUGAUGCAAUGGAAUCAACACCUGGUGCCACUACCACCACCACUUUAUUGAGAAGAAAGAAAGUUUCCUCAUCAUCAGCUAAGCGGAAGGAAUCCGGAAUGAAACAGCAAAAAGAACAACCAACAAAACAGUUGAAGUCACCAGCAGGGCCAAUGUCGCCACUCAUUCCAGCAAGAUCAACAGGGAUAAGGAUGAUGCUAUCAUCCCCAAGGGUAUCCCCAAGGUUGAUGUCUCCAUCUACGACAUUGGCAAACUCCCCACUACAGCCCCCAACAUCUGCUUUGGAGAAAAAAAUAAACAAUCUUGAUCAUGGAUCUCCACAUCUGAUUAAAAGGCGCAAACUUAUAUCUGAGAUAUGGGAAGAUUUUGAGGCAAUAUAUGAUGGUGGAAAUGUGGCUCAAGCUCAGUGCUUACACUGCCAUAUGUUAUUCAAGGUAUUGUUUAGGACUGGAAGUAAGAACUUAACCAUUGCUAUACUUCAAUCAAGACAGGAGGAAGCCAUUUCAUUCUCAACUAGCUACACCAAUUGAGCAUGCUGUACAUUGGAGCUCGUAUUUUCUUUACUAUGUCUAUUUAGGUUCACAAAGACUUUGUUCUAAUCUAAUUUAUUAUUGUAGUAAAAAAAGUUUUAUAUGUGUCAUUAGAAUCCAGUCACGUUUUUCCAUUUCCAGAUAUCUUUUUGAUGUAUGUGAAUGGAUUGUAAAUUUAUACAAUUCUAGAGAUGACACUGCAAGGUUGCAAAUGGCUCUUAUUUAUA